CACUGAGCCAGGCUCAGUUGCCUUCUGCAUUAAGACUUGUGUGGUGCGUUUAGCGAGAAUCAACUUAUAUCGCCCGUAUAUUUUCAAGACAAACUUGUCAUUUUUGUAUUUCGUGGUUUGCGGCGUCCACUAAAAAGUCAUGGACGAAUUUAUCAAAAUAAAGACUGAUUGUUUAGCAAAGAAAAUAAAAUGGUGCGAUCCUGACUUCCCUCCAGAAAUAACAUCUUUAUUUUAUCACCAGGUUCCCAAUGUCGAAUUCGAGUGGAAGAGACCGGCUGAUAUACAUGAAAGUCCGGUUUUUUUUGAUGACACGUUUGACGGUUUUGAUCUCGAUAAAGGCCCACUCGGAGAUUCGUGGCUAAUGAGUUGUAUGGAGGUUCUCCACAAGUUUAAAGGGAUUUUCAAACAUGUUGUGCCGGUAGACCAAGACUUCCGUUCAAAUUAUGCCGGGAUAUUCAGAUUUCGUAUUUGGUGGAACGGGAAAUGGGAAGUGGUAAUGGUUGAUGACAGAUUACCAACUGUGAAUGGAAACCUCGUUUUCACAUACAACACUCACGGCAAUCAGUUAUGGGCGGCCCUAUUGGAAAAAGCUUAUGCAAAAUGGCUCGGUUCUUAUGAAGCCCUUAAAUAUGGCAAUGAAAACGACGGUCUUAUGGAUCUCACUGGAGGCAUAGUUGAAAGUAGUUCAUUGCCACUACUUAGCCAAGUGGAAUUAUUACAUAAAUUUUUAAAUUCAGUUUCAUCGAUCGCUCUUGCAUAUGCUCCGUUAGGACCUGGCCCAUUUGAAUCCAUUACGAAUUCUAAACUAUUCUUUAUAUACGAAAUAGAUAAAGUUCAGACCUCAGACGGUUUUAUCUAUAUAGUUCGUAUAGUAGUACCCAACUUACUUCUUGAUGUAAAGGAGUGUAAUCGAUACAUCGAACGUAAUUAUAAAGCCAUAUGGGAUACCUUAUCGGCAUCUAAGAGAAAUGAAAUAUUUUCAAAUGAACAGGGAUUCUGGGUACCAUUUAGCGAACUUGAAAAAAUUAUCAUUUGUAUGCGAUUAUUACACUUUGAUAUACAAUGUUGUCUAUUAGAACCCACAAUAAUGUACAAAAACAAAUGGUUUUCACAAACACGCCAAGGAAACUGGAUAAAGGGAGUCACUGCUGGAGGUUGUACGAACAAUACUGAUACAUUCCACUUAAACCCACAAUACCAAGUUGUUAUAAAUAAGCAGACUCCAGUUAUUAUAUCCAUUCAGCAGAGCAAUUUAUUGGAGUCGCAAGUUAUUGGCUUUACUGUUUAUAAGCUAAGAGAAACCAUAAAUGAAAAAGCAUCCGCCAGCUUAUUAGACAACAUGGAAGGUUCACUAAAUGGUUACUAUUCAAAUGCUCGCCACGUUAGUGCUAUGGCCGUCGUUGAUCCUGGCAACUAUCUAGUUGUACCAACGACCUAUGAACCUCGUAAAGAAGGCAGGUUUACAAUUAGAAUAUUGUCAUUGAAACCAAUAUUAGUAUCAACUGAAAUGGACUUCCGCGCACGUGUACUUAGGCAAAUUGUGUUUAAAGUAGAUUCUUUAAAAAAUGGUAAUAUUUUAAAACCAUACAACAUAUUGUUCCUUCAAUCAGCAGAUGAAGAUAAAACUGUAGAUGCCUUUGGUCUCCAAGAUGUCCUAGAAAAAUCAUUGCCAAACGACUUCAUACGAAGUUGUGCCACAAUAGAAACUUGUCGGCAAAUAAUAUUAGGUAUGGAAACGCCAAUCAAGAAAGACCUCACAGGUCGUAUUCACUUAAAAAGCUAUCAAAAUUUAUUGAUCAGCCUUUGGUAUUGGGAGGAAAUAUUUAGUUUACAUACCAAAAAAACUAGAGGAGUACUUGUUGUGGAAAAACUUCAUGCUGCUUUAUCCAAAGUUGGCUUUAGACUUAGUAAUAAAUUAAUGGCAAUUCUAGUGUUCAAAUACAUGAGAAGGGAUGGUACACUCCGAUUUGGUGACUUUGUCUCUGCAAUAUUUUAUUUAAAGACAAUUUGGCACCUGCCAGAAGGCUUCUAGCUUGCCAUAGGUAUAAAAAAUAUAUAUAUUCUAUUUAUCUAUUAAAACACCAGCUAUGCCAGCUUAAAUGUAAAUAUUUAAAAUUAAAAUUGUGAGAUAUACCUAUUAAAUUUAACUAUUUAUUGCAGUUAAGUUUUUUUAUUGAGAAUAUUAAAAAAAUAGCAACUAAGAAUAAUCACAAGACUAAUAUAAUUCACAAUAUAUAGAGCAUUAAUCUGGCAUGGUCUUUAAAUUGUCUGUGAUUUUAAAUGCUUUUGAUAUAAAAAUAAUUAAGGAAUCAAAUGGUGCAUGGAUGUGAUAAGGUGUACACAGGCAUGUAGCCAUAGGUUAUUAAAAUUGUGAUUCUUAUUUAAGUAUAUAUACCGGUUGUUUUCAAACAAAAUUCCCAGGCUUAAAAAUUGGAAUGCGUUUGCAUAUGAACUUGUGAAUUCUACAAUUUUUAAGACUUGCCAAGGCAGAAAAUAUAUAUGGCUAGUUUGAUAGUAAAAAUCCCAAUGGUACCAGAUUUGCAUUUGUACAAAUUACCAAAUAUAUUAUAAGCAACCAAAUAAGGCAGAUUUUUAAACAGGGUUUACCGCUAACAUAGUCUAAUUGUGUUUAUUUAAUUUCUAGACACAUUUUUUUUAAUAAAUCUUAUUUGUCUAAAAUUGUUUUUCUUUAACC
This is a messenger RNA of Pieris rapae (cabbage white), 2695 nucleotides long. It is a transcript of the gene CalpC, whose product is annotated as calpain-C. Gene Ontology annotation, cellular component: cytoplasm. The record is from RefSeq and is a predicted model, not a curated record. The transcript has 10 exons. Gene Ontology annotation, molecular function: calcium-dependent cysteine-type endopeptidase activity. Gene Ontology annotation, biological process: proteolysis. Bases 140 to 2032 code for a protein of 630 amino acids. Lineage: Eukaryota; Metazoa; Arthropoda; Insecta; Lepidoptera; Pieridae.